GAGAUGAUUCCAAGUAAGAAGAGUGCUGUUCUCGUGGAUGGGGUUGUACUGAAUGGCCCCACGACAGAUGCAAGAGCAGGAGAAAAGUUUGUUGAAGAGGCCUGUAAGCUAAUAAUGGAAGAGGUGGUUUUGAAGGCUACAGAUGUCAAUGAGAAGGUUUGUGAGUGGCGGCCCCCUGAACAGCUGAAACAACUUCUUGAUUUGGAGAUGAGGGACAUGGGAGAGCCACACCACAGGCUGCUGGAGCUCUGCCAGGAUGUCAUACGCUACAGCGUCAAAACUAACCAUCCAAGAUUUUUCAACCAGUUGUAUGCUGGACUUGAUUAUUAUUCCUUGGUGGCCCGAUUUAUGACAGAAGCAUUAAACCCAAGUGUUUAUACGUAUGAGGUGUCCCCAGUGUUUCUGUUAGUGGAAGAAGCGGUUCUGAAGAAAAUGAUUGAAUUUAUUGGCUGGAAAGAAGGGGAUGGAAUAUUUAACCCAGGUGGUUCAGUGUCCAAUAUGUAUGCAAUGAAUUUAGCUAGAUACAAAUAUUGUCCUGAUAUUAAGGAAAAGGGGCUGUCUGGGUUGCCAAGAUUAAUCCUUUUCACAUCUGCAGAGUGUCAUUACUCUAUGAAGAAAGCAGCCUCCUUUCUAGGGAUUGGUACAGAGAAUGUUUGCUUUGUGGAAACAGAUGGAAGAGGUAAGAUGAUACCUGCGGAGCUGGAGAGGCAAAUCUGGCAAGCCAGCAAAGAGGGAGCAGCUCCGUUUCUCGUCUGUGCCACGUCUGGUACAACUGUGUUGGGAGCCUUUGAUCCUCUGGAUGAAAUAGCAGACAUCUGUGAGAGGCAUGGUCUCUGGCUUCAUGUGGACGCUUCUUGGGGUGGCUCAGCUUUGAUGUCGAGGAAGUACCGCAAACUUCUGCAGGGCAUCCACAGAGCUGACUCCGUGGCCUGGAACCCCCACAAGAUGCUGAUGGCUGGAAUUCAGUGCUGCGCUCUCCUGGUAAAAGACAAAUCUGACCUUCUUAAGAAAUGCUACUCUGCCAAGGCAUCUUACCUCUUCCAGCAGGAUAAGUUCUAUGAUGUCAGCUACGACACAGGAGACAAGUCUAUCCAAUGCAGCAGGAGACCAGAUGCGUUCAAGUUCUGGAUGACUUGGAAGGCCCUGGGCACAUUAGGCCUUGAAGAAAGAGUCAAUCGUGCACUCGCUUUAUCUAGGUACCUCGUAGAAGAAAUCAAGAAAAGAGAAGGAUUCAAGUUAUUGCUGGAACCUGAAUAUGCCAAUAUUUGCUUUUGGUACAUUCCACCGAGCCUUAGAGAGAUGGAAGAAGGACCUGAAUUCUGGGCAAAACUUAAUUUGGUGGCCCCAACCAUUAAGGAGCGCAUGAUGAAGAAGGGAAGUCUGAUGCUGGGCUACCAGCCCCACCGCGGGAAGGUCAACUUCUUCCGCCAGGUGGUGAUCAGCCCUCAAGUGAGCCGGGAGGACAUGGACUUCCUCCUGGAUGAGAUAGACCUACUGGGGAGAGACAUGUAG
Neomonachus schauinslandi (Hawaiian monk seal) is the source of this 1512-nucleotide messenger RNA. RefSeq names its product glutamate decarboxylase like 1 (gene GADL1). The record is from RefSeq and is a predicted model, not a curated record. The transcript has 14 exons. Gene Ontology annotation, molecular function: carboxy-lyase activity; pyridoxal phosphate binding. NCBI's taxonomy places the organism in Eukaryota, Metazoa, Chordata, Mammalia, Carnivora, Phocidae. Gene Ontology annotation, biological process: carboxylic acid metabolic process. Gene Ontology annotation, cellular component: cytoplasm. The coding region runs from base 4 to 1512 and encodes 502 amino acids.